Molecule: messenger RNA, 414 nt
Organism: Scedosporium apiospermum
Lineage: Eukaryota; Fungi; Ascomycota; Sordariomycetes; Microascales; Microascaceae
Exons: 2
Coding region: 1-414 (137 amino acids)
Biological process (GO): 2-oxoglutarate metabolic process
Source: RefSeq, a predicted model, not a curated record
AUGAACGCUACUGCGGCUCUUCGACAGGCGGCGGCCCACGCCGAGCGGACUCCCUUGAUUCGAUUCAUUGGCCGCCGAACCAUUCCUGCCACUAUUGACCACACUCCUCAACCUCACCCUGCCUCCCCCACGGGGAAGCUCCCUCAAGGCUUCGGCGAGGGUUACACUUCGACCGGCACCAAGCACACCUCCUUCAGCUCUUACAGGGACCAUGCUCAACAAUUCGGCCCCCUGCAGAAGACCAUCAAGGAGUCCGGUAUUGGCGGAGUAGCCGGAUCUGACCUCGGCUCUGUCCAGCCUCCCCAGGGCGUUUUCUUCGAUCGCAGCCAGCUCCCCGCCCGCUUCCGACGCCUUCCCCUCGACCCUGCCGAGAUCGAGGCGGUAGAGUCUGGCGGUGCCGCCCUCUUCAACUGA